Bactrocera neohumeralis is the source of this 2308-nucleotide messenger RNA. Its product is annotated as calmodulin. The record is from RefSeq and is a predicted model, not a curated record. Bases 292 to 741 code for a protein of 149 amino acids. Lineage: Eukaryota; Metazoa; Arthropoda; Insecta; Diptera; Tephritidae. Gene Ontology annotation, molecular function: enzyme regulator activity; calcium ion binding. The transcript is spliced from 5 exons.
AACCGUUAGCGCAGUUGCAAUUGAGUUGUUGACCGUGUCGGACUUACAAAUCGAAUAGUCUCUCGUCUGUAAUACAAAUAUAAGAAAAGUAUUUCAGCUGAAAAAAAAGUCAAAAAGCUGCAAGGAAUAUUAAUUAGGCAACGGGCUGGUUAACCCUUAAGAAACUACUCCAUAGAAGUAAUAGCAUCACAACGGUGACAGCGACAAUUACAGCAGCGAGCAACAAAGGGCGCAGAUAGUUAAUUUUUAAAUUUUCACCUUUAACCAACUAACAAAAACAACACAACAGCAAUGGCUGACCAACUUACAGAAGAACAAAUCGCUGAAUUCAAAGAGGCAUUCUCGCUCUUCGAUAAAGAUGGUGAUGGCACCAUCACGACAAAAGAAUUGGGCACAGUGAUGCGAUCACUGGGACAAAAUCCAACAGAAGCCGAACUGCAAGACAUGAUAAAUGAAGUCGAUGCUGACGGUAAUGGCACCAUUGACUUCCCCGAGUUCUUGACAAUGAUGGCACGUAAAAUGAAGGAUACCGAUAGUGAAGAGGAGAUCCGAGAAGCCUUUAGAGUAUUCGACAAGGACGGCAAUGGCUUCAUUUCAGCGGCUGAAUUGCGUCACGUCAUGACAAACUUGGGUGAAAAGUUAACAGACGAAGAAGUGGAUGAAAUGAUCCGGGAGGCUGAUAUCGAUGGUGACGGUCAGGUCAAUUAUGAAGAAUUCGUGACUAUGAUGACAUCGAAGUGAGCAGAUAAAUUACUUGUUUUUAAGCCUUUCUAUGUUUUUAAGAUGUUGACGAAGACUGUAGCUGGGCGCAACAACACCGCGCGACGCUGUUGCUAUGGAAACCAUGAAAAAGAAAUAUAAAAAAAAUAUAUAAAUCUUGAGCAAAAGGGAGAAUUAAAUAUAUAAAUAAAUAUUAAAACAAAAAAGAAGAAGAAGAAAAAAACAGAAUACAUUAUAAUAAAUUACACUUUAAUAUUUAAAAUAAAGAUAAAAAAUAAAACUUACAACUCAAUGUAAUAAUGAUGAUAAAGACAUACUAUACACACACACACACACAUCCAUAACAUUUAACCAUUUAUUCACAUUCUCUUACACAACAACAAAAACAACAACAAUCACAUGCAAACAUGCUAAAGCUCUGGCAAAAGCAACAGUACAUUUCCUAUAUAUUAACAAGCAUUACGAACACAUAACACCAACAGCAACAAAAACAACAACAACAAAACAAAAAACAACAACUUAGUACUUACCAUACAUAUAUUAGCUAUAUUUAUUGUGUGCAUCAAGCGCAAGGUCCAUUUGUAACAAAUGGGUCCUCCUCUUAAUAUGCGCGUAGAGCAAUGCCGCAAUCGUGUACUAAUUGAUGAACUUGUGUUUAGAAGAAAUUCAAAUAAAAAGAAUAAAGAAAUAAAUAAAAAUUUGAAUGAAAAAAUAAACAACUUUUUGCUGAUGUUUACUCUACACACACACACACACACCCACACAUACACACAUAUUAUGAAAUAUUUAAUUAGUCAAAUAAUGGCAAGCAUAACAACUAGCUGUGAAAACACACACACACACCCUCACACAUUGAGUGAUUGUAAAGCGUGUAAAUCGAAUGGAAAGCGAUUUAACUUGCAUACAUACAGACAUUUAUGGCGAAAACGAAAGGUAAUAAGUAAGUUAGAAAGCGUAUGUAAGCAACAAAUGCAACAAAGCGACAGUUACGUACAUAUUUAAAUUACAAAAACAAAAAAAUACAACAAAACCACUGACAUUCGCUAUGCAUGAUUAGAGUAAUAACUGUAAAAUCGAUCAAUCAACCGCAACAAUGACAGGCAGAACAACAAAAACAAAACAAUUUACAACAACAAACUGACAAACAAAACAAUAACAAACACACGCACACACACCUGAACAAAAGAGUCUUAUUAAAUUGUAUUAAAACAGUUAAUUGAAAGCGAGAAGUAACGGAAAGCCAAUAAAAAACGCAAAAAUGCAAUGCAUGCAGGAAAUAAAAAAACAAAAACAAAAAAAAAAUAAAACAAAUAGGCAGUGCAGUACAGUUUUGCGUUGUAUUCGUGGCAGAAAGCGGACUGGAGAGGACAGGACAGCUUAGGUGACAUUAAAGUAUGUGAGCGCAGAGCAGAUACUAGGAAUAAAUAUAGGCAAACAAUGUGAGCAAAACUAACAACAACAGUAAUUACAAAAAACAAAAGCAUACCAACUUUCCAACUGCAUAAAGCGUAAACAACAACAGCAAAAAAAGUAUAAAAAUUAAAAAAAAAAAUACAUGGCAAACAGAAAAGCGGCAAAGCAGAAAUAG